Rana temporaria (common frog) is the source of this 2491-nucleotide messenger RNA. Its product is annotated as transmembrane protease serine 13-like. The record is from RefSeq and is a predicted model, not a curated record. Lineage: Eukaryota; Metazoa; Chordata; Amphibia; Anura; Ranidae. Gene Ontology annotation, molecular function: serine-type endopeptidase activity. The transcript has 13 exons. Gene Ontology annotation, biological process: proteolysis. The coding region runs from base 475 to 1863 and encodes 462 amino acids. Gene Ontology annotation, cellular component: membrane.
GAGGAGAGCAAAGAUGCUGCUUGGCACAGACUAGAAGGCUGGCUAUAGCCGUGACAGGAAAGAGGACAGGUUGUGCCCAGGACAGAGGUGGGGGUUAUACAGUGAAGGACUGGUACUAACUGGAACAGGCAAAACAGUUACCCAACACACACUUAAUAUAUGACUAAGCGAUGGAAAGGUAUUACCUGGCUUUAGAUUAACCUGGGAAAACGAAGACGAGUAGUGCUACCUGAUACUUUACAAAGCCCCGUAUUACUUUCAAUAGAGGCAUUAACUUAGAAAGAGGACUAUUGCAUGAACAGAAAUACGAGAAGUGUCAUAAUCUGGAGUAUUUAUUAUACUAAAUUGUAUUGUAUGAGAUACAAAAAAGGAAUGAAGUUGAGACAACAAAACAUCUAUUGACUAAGAUAGAUAUACAAGUCAAUGGAAUGAAAUGAUCUUUCAUGUACAUUGCUGACCCUCCCAGCUUCAUCAAUGGCAAAUCCUCCGCCCUACUCCAAUGGACCAUAUCCAGGUUAUCCUAUCUCAGGCAACAAUGUUGUCUACCAACCAUAUACCAUUCAACCAGGUCCCCCUGCACCUUCUUAUAUAAUAGAGAGACGACCAAAUAAGUUCCCAUUUUCCUUCUUUUCAAGCCGUGCCUCAACCAUUUUUGUCUUCCUUGUCUUGAUCGUCGUCGUUAUUGGACUUGGUCUAAUAACAGCAUAUAAAUUAAAUGCAUUUGGAGGAUCCUCUUCCAACAACUACAUUGUAAGAGAAAAAUGUUUUCCCAACAAGACCCUAUGCAAUGGGAUAGCUGAGUGUGACAAAGGUGGAGAUGAGGCCGGAUGUGUGCGUUUUCGGUGGGAUAAUUCACUGCUUCAAGUCAUGUCUCGUACAAGGGAAAACGUAUGGUUGCCAGUGUGUUCCACAGGAUACAGCAAUAACUUUCCUUCAUAUGUUUGCCAACGGUUGGGAUUUCAAGAGCAACCAACCUAUGGGUCAGUGACCAUGAAUGACAAUUCCGAAAAUGUUGGCCUUUUUACCGCCAGGACAUCUGACACGAUCCAAGGAAGCUUGGACAGUGAAACUUGUCCCUCUGGCCAGUAUUUGUCGUUAAAAUGCUCAGAUUGUGGGAAACAGAUGGCUAGUAGUAGAAUUAUUGGGGGCACCUUGGCCAGUCCUGGAGAAUGGCUCUGGCAAGUCAGUUUACAAGUUCCUAAUGCAAAACGUUAUGUUCAUGUUUGUGGAGGAACCCUUAUCAACAGCAACUAUGUUUUAACAGCAUCCCACUGUUUCGGCAUCUCUAUUCCGAUUGAAGACUGGAGGAUUGUUGCUGGUACAAAUAAUUUGAACCAAGCUCGCAGCGUGUCUGGUGUUUCGGCUAUUAUAAGACAUGAGAACUACAACGCAGAUAAUGAUGAUUAUGACAUGGCUCUGAUUAAACUGAAAAACCGCUUUACUUAUUCAGCUACCAUCCAGCCUGCCUGUCUUCCAAUGACUAAUCAAAACUUUUACCCCAACACCAAAUGCUGGAUCACUGGAUUUGGUAAAACCGUUGCUGCAUCCGAGGAAACUUCCCAGCAACUGAUGAAAGCAGAAGUGACCAUCAUCUCUGAUUCAACCUGCAACAGUGUUAAUGUGUAUAAUGGCCAAAUCAGUGCGCGAAUGAUGUGCGCUGGAGAUCUGAGAGGAGGGACAGAUUCUUGUCAAGGGGACAGCGGAGGACCACUGGUGUGUUUGCAGGAAAAUCGUUGGUAUUUGGUCGGUGUGACUAGUUGGGGAACUGGCUGUGGGCAGCCGAAUAAACCAGGAGUGUACUCUCGUGUUACUGAAUUUCUAAGCUGGAUACACAACAAGAUGGAGCUGGAGAGGAACCAGUGACCUAUUUCUUUAGAGGAGUAAGAGAAUACGGCUUGACUGCGACUCUAGAGAACAAAGCACACUACUGAGGAGAAAUAAUGGGGAGUUCAGAAUACACUGUAUUAGUGACAUUGAAUACAUUACAUAAUACAGUGUCAUACAAUAACCUGUCACUCACCGGGGAACACUCAUAAAACAAAGCAAAGAUCCUCAGGAAAUGUCAGUGAAAUGCCAUUUGGAAGUACCUACCUUGUGAUUCUUGGUUAAUAAUCUUAGCAAUGAAGACCUUCUUAUGCAGACCUUCUAAGCACUUUAUGCCUUGGGCAAAACUGGAAGUAUUGGAGCUGUGUUUAUGGCAUAAUCUAUGUUGGCUACACAAAUGCUUGAUUUGAGCUAAAAUGAUACACAAAUCUGCAUGUCCCAGAGACCUAACAAGCAAAAAAUUUAAAUCUCUUACAGUAGCUGUGUGUUGGUCCAUAGCCACCGACAAAAAAGUGCUGCAAUAUAUUGACCUACCUAUCUGUGGAUUAAAACUGUGUUUAAAUGCUGCAGAUGAUACAUUAACAAAAUGCAUACACAAUGGCCCAGAUUCACAAAGCACUUACGCUGACGUAUAACACGUUACGCUGACGUAAGUGCCAAUGUGCGC